Messenger RNA from Ectocarpus sp. CCAP 1310/34, 1709 nucleotides. The record is from the annotation of a GenBank genome assembly. Lineage: Eukaryota; Phaeophyceae; Ectocarpales; Ectocarpaceae.
UUGCUCCGCGCAACCGGAGCUCUCGUUUGAGCACCACAGCGUCGCACGCCAAGCAUUCUACCCCGAGAUACAGCCGAGGGAGCCACCACAGCUCCUGCUGCUAGCCACCUUCGUCGUUUCCUUGGGAUUUUUGCUAAGCAUGACCCGGCGCAAGGUGGACGAGGAGCAGGUUCGGAAGGCCUGUGCAGCGAUAGAUGAUGGCAUGUCGGUUAGGACGGCUACUGAGGUCUUUGGGGUAGGUCGUACGUCCAUCGAAGCCCGCCGCCGUGGCAAGGUGGCCAUGAACGCGAAGGUUGGUCCCGAGACCAUCCUGAGCAAAGAAGAGGAGGAUUCGCUGGAAGAUAUUCUGCUGUUUGCUGCUCGCAACUUUUUGGCUGUGGAUCGGGUUCAGCUCUCAGAGAUGCGGUGCGACGACUCUGCAACGACGGUCGGCGGAUCCCUUGGGAUCCAGAGAAGGGUCCGGGGAAAGAUUGGCUUGCGGGCUUCCUUCGUAGGUACCUACGGGUGGCGGAGCGCUCGACCCGCAUCUACGAGGCAAACAGGAUCACCGAGGACGAGGAGCCUCGCAUGGUGCAGUAACACCCCCCAAGGAACCAAGACGACGAAGGCGUUUGCGGAAUCAGGUCAGAAGGUGGUUGGUUCGAUGCGCUCCAACUCGCGAGAGAACACUACCACCGUGGUCGUUACCAUCAGCGCUGAUGGUCACACCUGGGCACCAACCAUUAUCUUCAAAGGGCACCGACUUCAGGCCGAUUGGUUUGUAGAGCGAAACGGUCCGGAGGGUGCAAGGUACACCUGUACGGAUUCUUCGUUCAUGCAGGGAGACGUAUUCAUCGCCUACUUGAAGGAUUUCCACAAGCAGUUCGGCGAACGAGGGUUGCUCGACGGAAAACCCCACAUACUCUUGCUCGAUGGACAUUCAUCACACGUGAGAGUGGAGGUAACCAGGCUGGCCAUGAAUCUCAAAAUCAUCUUGAUCCAGCUACCCUCCCACACGUCGCACAUCACCCAGCCCUUGGAUGUCGUCGCCUUCGGACGCUUUAAGAAAUCGGUGACCAGAGUUCUGGCAUCCUUCUACCACAACUCCGGCGGGUUGUUGCCGCUGAAACGCGACAUGCCCGGCGUGAUCGCGGAUGCUUGGAAACUGAGCUUUACACCGGAGAUAAAUAAAUCAUCAUUUGCUGGGGCGGGCUUGUGGCCUGUGAACAAGGAGCGGGCGCUGGGCCGGCUGAAGGGCACAGCGAACAAGAAAGAGCGGCGAGCCGAGCGCCCACCCCUACAGGAUGUCACCAUGGCCGCCCUCAACGAGCAGCUGGAAAAAGACAUCGGAGAAAGGGCCCUCAGGGUGCCGAGGGGGCAAGGGCACACCGUCACGGGAAUCCGAGUAGGCACGGUGUUACUCGGUGGCCUCUUGACUCAAAGGAAGCGCGCGAAGAAGAUGGCGACCUCGCGGGGCUCGCUUGGCCUUCCCGACGGAGGCAACAUUACCGCGCCUGAGUUCCUGGACGCUGUUGCCGAAAAAGAACGCGCAGACAAGGCGGAGAGCGACGCGAAGGCUGCGAGGGCGAAAGUCCGCGAAGAGAAGAGGGCAGAAAAAGCGGCCGCGGAGCUGUUGCGGCACGCGCGCAUGGCCGAUAGAGGAAGGGGACGCGGGCGUGGAGGAGGGAGGGGAGAGGAAAGGGGAGGGCGCGGCGGGCACGGAGAGAGCG